GUCUAGACUCUAGAAAGGACAAAAGAUGAGAAAUGAGUGAACCAAAAGAAAAGAUAAACUUAACAUAUCAGUUGUUAUAUUUCUAUCUAGCUCCAAAUCCAAGUUUAACAAAUUAUUCAUUCUGUUGAAAUUUACAAUGGCAUCAUCAUGUGUAGGAACUCUAUUUUCCUCACAAACCAAACAUUUGACUGCUACCAAGGUAAGUGUAACUUUGCAUUCAACAAAGAGAAGAGUUGUAAGAGCAGCUGUCACAGAAAAACUUGGAAUCAAGAUUGAGAGCAACCCUCCUGAGUCCAAGCUCACUCAACUUGGUGUUAGACAAUGGCCCAAAUGGGGAUGCCCUCCAAGUAAUUUCCCAUGGACAUAUGAUGCAACAGAGACAUGCUAUCUUUUGGAAGGAAAAGUGAAGGUCACUCCUAGUGGGGCUAAUGAGGCAGUUGAAAUUUCUGCUGGUGAUUUGGUUGUUUUCCCAAAAGGAAUGAGUUGUACUUGGGAUGUUUCUGUUGGUGUGGAUAAGCACUAUAAAUUUGAAUAAAAUCUCAUAUGCCUAAUGUAUGAAGAUGGAGGACUUUGAUUAAUUGAAUAAAUAGGUCUCAUUUUAUUUGUAAUAGUGUAUGUAUGUAUGUUAAUCAAAUAAAAUUUAUUGCACAAGGUUCAUGUUAAUUA
Messenger RNA from Medicago truncatula (barrel medic), 666 nucleotides. RefSeq lists its product as uncharacterized. NCBI's taxonomy places the organism in Eukaryota, Viridiplantae, Streptophyta, Magnoliopsida, Fabales, Fabaceae. The record is from RefSeq and is a predicted model, not a curated record. The transcript is spliced from 2 exons. The coding region runs from base 137 to 535 and encodes 132 amino acids.